Molecule: messenger RNA, 1196 nt
Organism: Pocillopora damicornis (cauliflower coral)
Lineage: Eukaryota; Metazoa; Cnidaria; Anthozoa; Scleractinia; Pocilloporidae
Product: E3 ubiquitin-protein ligase PPP1R11
Cellular component (GO): nucleus
Molecular function (GO): protein serine/threonine phosphatase inhibitor activity; protein phosphatase 1 binding
Source: RefSeq, a predicted model, not a curated record
AUGUAUUUGUAAGUGAGCGAGUCUUACCGUCGAAGGAAGCAUGGCAGAAUGUCCCGAAAGUAGUAGUGGUAGUACUGUCACAGUUAUUGAGGAAACGAAUGAGAGUCCAUUGCAACAGAGGCUUGUACUGAAACUAAAGAAACCCAAAUCAGAGAAGAAGGUGCAAUGGGAUGAAAGUGCAGUAGAUAACGAGUUUAUGGGAAAGAAAACAUCAAAAUGUUGUUGUAUUUAUUCAAAGCCCAAGAUGUUUGGAGACUCCUCAUCAGAAAGUGAUAGUGAGGAUGAUGGAUGUAAGCACAACUCUUACUGCACGGGCCACAAAAAGAAAGGCCACAGACAUAGUCAUGAUCAUAGUGACAAAGGAGAUGACCCUGCUACAUUCAAUUCCAACCCAAGUGUAAAAAGCUGAUUAUUUUGACCAAUACAAAACAUUUAUCUGAUAUUAUUUUAUUAACAUAGGUUAUACAAUAUGUAUAAAUGUACAGAGAUUAGUACAGUAGCCAACAUUGAUGUCUCUGUUAACAGUCAGACAUGGUUCCUUCCUUCAUCUUGCCAAACAGUGCAAUUAAUUGUCACUGUAAAAGAAAAUUUAACUUGGGAUAGAAUGGGAUCAUUAAAUAAUUCAAAUUGGGACCAGAAUUGUUGAACAAAUGAAAGUUAAUGUUAAGGAGGCAGUUACUGUUGAUAAUAGGCCAUUUUUUAUAUACUAAACUUCAAAAUUAGCUGAGAGGCUUGGGGGAAUAAAACAAAAGAAGUCACAUUGAGGUUAGGGUAUGAAUCAUAAACUUAUUUUAUUUCCCUAGCCCCUGAGCAAUGUUAGAAUUUUAAUAAUAGCCUAUUAAGAAUCGCCCUGAGUAAAUGAAAUAGGUGAAUUGCUGCUGAUUUCCCUAAAUGGGAUAUUUGUAAUCCAAACUCUUUUUGGAGCGAAAUGCCUGCAGUGUUAGUUUUCCUUUUUUUUGACAGUGUGCCUUAAGGCAUGACUUGUGGUGUAAACCAAAAAAUACUUUACUAACUGUUAUUUCGCUGGAAUUUGACUGAAACUGUUUAUCAUAAUUGUGUUAUCUCUGUGAUGGUUUAAGGAAUUCCCAAUCACAAAGCUCAGAUGUUUUAAGUAACUUUUGUAAAUAGCCUCCUUGAGGUAUUUUCAAUAACACCCUUUGAAUUAAAGUUACCUUCAAUUUUGUAAUGUUACACAA